Messenger RNA from Sporothrix brasiliensis 5110, 480 nucleotides. RefSeq lists its product as uncharacterized. The transcript has a single exon. Bases 1 to 480 code for a protein of 159 amino acids. The record is from RefSeq and is a predicted model, not a curated record. Lineage: Eukaryota; Fungi; Ascomycota; Sordariomycetes; Ophiostomatales; Ophiostomataceae.
AUGUCCGUCAGCGCGCCGAUGCACUGCGCAUUGGCGCCGCCCGCCGUCUCGCCGACAAGGCCCAGCUUCUUGUUCGCUCGCAGCCACGCCGUCGCAUCCUGCAGCCGCUCCCGUCCAAUGGUGCUGCUCACGCACGCCGUCGACGUGCCCGAGCCGUCCGCGUCCAGGUACUGGUGCAUCUCGUACACAAUCUUGUCGGAGGGGUCCGUCAGCCCGGCCAUGCCCGUGGCGGUGCCGCUCGACACCCAGUGCCACGCGCCCGACCACGAGUUGCCCUCGACAAAGAUGUACUGCGACGUGGCCCCCGCGGCGCGGAUGCCGUCGAUGGCGGCCUGGUUGAGCUGCGCGACCAGCGUGUUGUCCAUGUCGUGGUACUCGUUGUUGGUGUCGAAGACUACCUUGGCGUUGUCCUUGAAAUGGGCCGCGACGGUCGUCCACCAGGCCUGGAACCCGGCCGUGUCGGUGAUGACCUGGUCGUAG